AUGAUUCCAAUGAAGGUGGCAUACUGCGAGGACUGUAAAAAGCCUUUCGUGUCACCAGAAGCUCUUCUCCAACACAAAAAAUACACUCUCAAGCAUAAGAGAAAAUCCUGCCCAUCGCCUUCAUCUUCAAGAAUAAGCAAACUGAAAACGCAGCCUUCAAAGAUCAAAUCACAGGUGUCAGCGGCAGUAUGUUCUUCCCAGCCAGCAAAGCCUCAGAAGGAAGUCACAAGUGCCGCGCAGCUUGAUCAAAAAUCCAGCUCACCAUUGAUAUUGAAGCAGCCUCAAAGCGCAGUUGGGUCUAGCUCUAAGAAGUUGCAAGUGCAGGGGAAUAAGGAAAUUAAAAUCCAGGUCGCAAGCCUACCUUGGUCAACUGUUCUCGAAUCUGAGCAUGAGACUUUGCUCGAGACUCUAUCUCAACAAUGUCAUUCGCGUCAGGACUUGGAGAACAGCGGAUAUAUCGUGGACUCAUACAAUGCUUCGAUCUAUAUGGAUACGGAAAAGUGCAAGAAUUACAACAAAAGAAAUAAUUCCAAGCCUUUGGGGAAAUGUGUAUACCACCCUGAGAAACGAGACAAAUCGAACCCAAAUAAUUCUUACAAGUGUUGCAAUACGACAAGUACAGGGUGUAGGACUUCAGCGACACACGACUUCCAAAAAUCCAUCCGAGCUAUUCAACACAAACACUUCCGUAAUACACCACCAAUCUCUGAUGGAGCUCAGAGAUGGUCUGCGGUAACGCUUGAUUGCGAAAUGGCCGGCGUAAGCGGCGGUGCAAGCGAGCUAAUCCAGAUAUGUGUCGCUGACUUCAUCACUGGCAAGGUAUUGAUGGAUCAGCUCAUAUAUCCUUAUCAACGCAUCACCCAAAUGCGCCAAAAAAUCCACGGUAUAACGAAACAUGCGCUCCAAUCCGCGGCUAACGAAGGACGUACACUUUCCGGCUGGCGUGCAGCUCGAGCAGAACUCUGGAAGUACAUCGAUGAUAACACGAUCAUCGUAGGUCACUCUCUCGAACAUGAUUUAACUGCGCUGAGGAUCAUUCAUCCCCGCAUCGUCGACGCAGAGAUGUUGACUCGAUAUAAAAUCGCGCCCAAGUCAAGAAAAUACGGUCUAAAAGCGCUCUGCUCUGAGCUACUAAAGCUGGAGAUUCGUGCUAAUAAGAAGGCGGUUCAUGAUUGUAUGGAGGAUGUUAUGGCUACUAGGGAGGUUGUACUGUUUUGUUUAAGGAAGAAGAGGGAGUUUGGGCGUUGGGCGGGGAAGAAGAGGCGGGAGGAGGAGGAGAGGAAGAAGGAAGUGGAGAGGUUGAGGAAGGAGAAGAUGGCGAAGAAAGAGGCGCAGAAGGUGGAUGAGAAGGAGAAAGUUACCCAGGACAAGACCGAUUCCAAAGAUAACAUGCUCAAGAAAGACAGAGCAGUCAAGCAAGAGAACAUCCUUCAAACAAACACCAUCGCCGCGAAAGAGAAAGCCAUUACCAAAAGCUGGGUAGAUACGACACAAUCCGAGUGGUACAGGAAGAGAAUCCUGGAAAUGGGAUUGCGCGAUCGGGCUGCUAAGAAGAUUAAGAAAGAUGUUGAAGAUGAAGAUCCGGAGGCGGGGCUUGAUGACGACGAUGAUAGUUACUGGGAUGAUGAUGAUUCUGAGGAUGAGGAUUAUGAGGAUGAGGGUGAUUAG
Molecule: messenger RNA, 1668 nt
Organism: Glarea lozoyensis ATCC 20868
Lineage: Eukaryota; Fungi; Ascomycota; Leotiomycetes; Helotiales; Helotiaceae
Product: Ribonuclease H-like protein
Exons: 3
Coding region: 1-1668 (555 amino acids)
Biological process (GO): rRNA processing; ribosomal large subunit assembly
Cellular component (GO): nucleus
Molecular function (GO): exonuclease activity; nucleic acid binding
Source: RefSeq, a predicted model, not a curated record